This is a messenger RNA of Mesocestoides corti, 4026 nucleotides long. The record is from the annotation of a GenBank genome assembly. Lineage: Eukaryota; Metazoa; Platyhelminthes; Cestoda; Cyclophyllidea; Mesocestoididae.
AUGUUUGACUCGACCGGGGACCAGGCUUUGGUGUGUGCCAGCACCAAAUGUGUCGACGCCAUAUUGUCAUCAUUAACCCUUCUCCUCAAGGGUGGGGGACUGACUGAGGAGUUGGUCCAGAUGACUGAGUCACAGCUGGAACGGGUGGAAGUUCCAGAGGCCCUUGACGACAAAGAGAGUAGUAAUGGAGAAUCAAGAGCAGAUUUCCUUCCAAACACAAAUCUCCCUCGGACAUUGGAGGUAGACAGAUGGGCUGCUCACGAUUAUCUUCUCUCCGUUAUGAAGAUCAUUCCUAGUCUCCUGGAUGCACAAUCAACAGUGGAAAUUGACAGGAUCCUGCUGGAAUUUAGUUCAUCUUAUUGCAAAGAACUUCGGUCGAGCGUGUCUGGAGGCAUACUGAGUCCAGUAGAAUCUUCAGAAUUUGCGGACACAUCACACGUGUACGACGUAAGUGGAACACUUCUCAACGCCGAUGCGGUAUACGUGGCCACCUUUAGUGCUCUUUCCCUCAACUAUCGUCUAAUAAAGGCAGGAUUCUAUUCGACCAGUAAUAGGGCGACAGUGGAGGUCAUGUCGGAGGCGGACUUUCUUGAUUCCAUUCUUGGUACUGGCCUCCUUCUUUAUGUCUCCGAGACAUGGCUGUCGCAGGUGUAUCGCGGUAUUCGGCACCAGGAUCUCCUAAGUGCCGCCGGCCUGGCUUCGGAGCUGACUCACGGCCCUGUUACUACGAGGGAUAAUAAGCCCCUCAGAGGUUCCCACCUUAUUGACAUGCUUGUGGAAUUCAGUGGUGUCGGUUGGACAUUCAAUAAGGAGACCAACCAAUCUGAAAAUACGAUUGGUCUAGAAACCAAUGACAGCAGGGUUCGUUUCAGUCGUGUCGGUCAGUUGAUCGCUUCAAGCGUUUUGCAUGUCGGCUGGGAUUACAUUGUCGAGGCUCUCACCAACACAGUUGCUCUCGCUGGUAUGAAGGUUAACGAGGGUGCGCCCAGCUUUAUUGGCGGUCACCCCUCGGAAGUUAUCUCGGAAAGUGCCUCACGACCGUUACUCCAAAGUUUAUUCGGCCCACUUUUUUUUGACGAUGCCGCUCACAAUCAGCAAUUUCGUGAGCUUGGUGAAGCACUCUUGACAAGCCUGACGAGUCUUCAGCAAAUGGCCCGCCUCGCCUGCAGCCUCGGACAGACCGGACUGCGUGCCCGGUGCAGCAAAGUAUUUGCCCUCCUCACGGAGACCGCGAGUGCAGCUUUGAGGGCGGGUCCCCAACUCCUCCCUGCGAAUCGCCUCCACCCCGCUCAGGCCCUCAGUAUCGAUGUUGUCCUAACCAGUGCUCUGGAACUGGGAUGCCAGUCGGCGGACUGUUGGGUCCACCUACUAAACGCGUGUCAGCUGGUUCGCGACCUAGAACAUGCCUACUUCGCUUCCGUUUGUAAUACAGAGAGAUCGCCAAAGCACUCCUUAAACGGCCUUGAUGAUGAAUAUGACCUCUCAACUAUCAUUCAAAGAUUCUCAAGUGAUAAGUCCAAUUUGGGCAACUGUUUAACGGUGGAGCAAACUGGGAUUGUUUUAAACUCACUUUCGGCUCAAGUGGAUCGGAUUUUUGACACUGCUGCUGAGGUUUUGUCGUUGCCGGCGCUACUAGACUUCGUUUGCUGCCUCCUGCAGGCAAGUGGAGCGGAGUUAGCUUCAAGAGAACAGGCUCAGUCCAUGACAACUGGACAGAAGUCCCUCAAUCAGUUUAAAUGCGUUGUUAACUCUUUGAAAGGUGAAAUUCUAAAAGCAACUAAACUCAGAUCAACUAAUGCAAACGCCUCUGCGUUCAACAGUGCGCAAAUUGUUCUGUGCAAUUCGCAUAGUCCGACUCUGUUCCUCGAUCGGUUAUCUCAGCUGCUCUUGCGAGCGAUCCGUUCACCGACCCGUCCACUCUUACACUUAUUGCGAGUAUGGGCCCUUGUUUCACAGCAUCUUGUAGACGCAUGCUGUUUCUCAUCCUCUUGCAUAUCAUCGUCGUUCUCACUCUACACUGAACGACUCUUAGUUAGCAAGAAGGCCCUUUCUUGUCUUCACGACUGCACAGUCACCACAGUAACCUCGCGACCCGAGCUGCCAUACUUCAACGCUAACGAAAUGUUCUGCAAGCCAUUUGAGAUUCUUAUGCGUCUGGAAUUGUGCGAUGGCGAUUUACAGGAUCGGAUUAUCAGCUGCAUCAGUGAGGUGGUAGAGGAAUGUGGCAGUGCGUUGCAUUCGGGCUGGCGUUCAAUAUUUGGCACUCUCCGUUCAAUUAACGUCCCAUUCCUGGCAGAAGUUGAUGAACAGUGUUCGACCACACUCCAGUCAGAAUCUAUUGGUGUAGUUGAUAACGCAUCAAAGGCUUUCAUCUCAACGUGCCCUAAAGUCACACUGGAAACAGAAGUGUCAAGCACUCGGGUUCCCACCAGGCGGCGUGUUUCAACAGUGCUGGAAAUUUUCGAGAUUUUUCUAUUUUCUGAUGAUCUACUCGUCUUUUGUAACAUCGCUGUCGAUUGCGUUCGAUGUCUUCUCCGUUACCUAUCUGCCGGUGAACCAGACCGAUUGAAUGUGGAUGUUAAUUCUUCGACGAGUCCAUUGGAAGCAUCCAAUGAAAAGAACAUUGAAGAAGAUGGAGGUCUUCCACCUCCGGGUGCAGAUUCUGUAGGCUUUGAGGCUGAGACAUCCUGCUCCCUCUGCAAGGCUACUCUUCCCCUACUAACUCGAUGUUGUGAGCUAUUUGGUUCCAUUUGGACAUCGCCGGCCACCGUCCCCUCAAUAGACUACGUCCUAAGGUCGGCUAAACGUCAGGCGCAUCUUUUUUCUGGUGGCCCUCCACAGCUAAACCUGCUGCCAUCAGUUCGGAGCUUCACCUCCCACACUUUCUACGAGAGGGUUAAAAACUUGAAUCCAUGGUUUUCAACCGAUCGCUUCAUGGACCCCAAUUUCCGGUCACCAACAACGGUUAACCCUAGUCUAAGGACUCUUCGAAGCCUAGAUGAUAUCGACCAGCCUUCUGGAGUCCUUCAUCUUUGGUUCCUCACACUGGAAGGGAUCGUGAUGGCUAUCUGGGACUCUAACCCGAGUGUCCAUCGACUUGUCUUUGAGGAAUUUACGAAUCUUCUCGAUGCUUGCAUUGAACACAUUACCGGUGAGGGUGACAUCCCUGUGACUAUUCUCACCGAUGGCAUGGAAAGAGAAGAAGUCAUUGCCAAGAAUGUGGCACUUGGUCCCUCUUUUACAGUGUUUGUGGUCAACCACGCAUUGCUACCGCGACUGCAGGCUGCUGUUACAAGUGCUGCUACGACAGGGGGAACUAAUGAUAUUUCUACGAAACCGUGCUCACCGUUCCACAAAAAAGGGUCCAUAUUGGAUGAUGUCGACUUCGAAACACUAACUUCAAACACAGGUGUUAUGGAUGAGAAACAAAGUGAUGAGUUACUCAUUCGGAAACUUAGCUUUAUUGUUGGCCAAACGGUGCAUCUGGUUUGCAGCCUCGCCACUAGGUUUCAUGAAAGUGGUAAGCUGAAAUCGAACUCUGUUGUGGGUAUGAACCUCAUGUUGCAUCAAUGCUUACACAUGUUGGUCGACUGCAUCAGUGUACGAAAUGACCGCCUUUCUCGGUUGGCGACUUCCUGUCUCAGACAUUUGCUUUUAUCAACUGCGUCAUGUUUGACCGCGCAUCAAUGGGAGCUAGCUAUAGCUCACGUGGAGGAAGCCUUCCGUGCUUGCCUGUGCCCCAUCCACACGCUGACUUCCGUUCAUUUGGAUCAAGCCAAGCGUUCUCUUGCUAGCGAUGUCGGCCUUCAAUUGGCUAAUCUUCGUCCAAUAGCUGCCUCAGAUAAAUUGCGUCAACUGGCAAAUAGCUUAUUCCAGGUGGCCGUCGCGCCAGGUGAAUCCACCUUAAAGGGGGGGAGCGUUGCAUGCAAUGAGGCUAUCCGCUCUGAAAAACGGACUUAUGCGUUCGAAUUUUGGAUUUUCCCGCUAUGUACACACGAAAUUGAUCGGCCACCGUUAGACGUGUAA